AUGAUCAGCGGAGUAAAACUAGAAACUAACGAGGAAUGGAUGGCGUAUUAUCAGGACGAGGUGUACCCUGGGACCAACAACCUCCCCAGCAGUCUGAGUGGGUACCUUCCUUCAGGUGCACCUUACUUGAAUAGUGGCCACACAGGAGGAGGAGGGGUGCCAACCGGGGCCUCAGGGGGCCUUAGCAGCCCAGUGAACCACUUUGGGGUCCUGCCGUCCCAGCUGGGAUACGGGGGGGACGGCGGCGGAGGGCCAUACGGCUUCGAGGUGCCAGGGGGAGAGCCCAAAGGAGGGUACCGCCGGAACUUCAGCCACGCCAAGCCGCCGUACUCCUACAUCUCCCUCAUCAGCAUGGCCAUCCAGCAGGCGCCCGCCAAGAGGCUGACGCUCAGCGAGAUCUACCAGUGGAUCCGCCAGCUCUUCCCCUACUACCGGCAGAACCAGCAGCGCUGGCAGAACUCCAUCCGCCACUCGCUGUCCUUCAACGACUGCUUCGUGCGCGUGCCCCGCUCGCCCGACUCGCCGGGGAAGGGCUCCUACUGGGCGCUGCACCCCGACUCCGGCAACAUGUUCGAGAACGGCUGCUACAUGCGGCGGCAGAAGCGCUUCCGCUGCGCCAGGUCCGGCGACGCCAAGGCCCAGAAGGAGGGAAAGGGCGGGGACGCCGGCGCCGCCGCCGCCGUGGCCUCCGUCCCGUCCGGCUCCCCCCACGAAUCCCCCCAGCCCCAGCAGCCCUCACUGAGCACCCCCAGCCCCCACCUGCCCAAGUCUCCCUCCCCUCCGCUUCACUUCCACCAUCACUCUCUCUCCCCGCCAUCCCUCCCCCCUUCAUCCAGCCAGCGCUCCCUCUGCAUUUCGCCCGCGGGCGUCCCUCCUGCUCCCAUAUCCGGCCACAACCCCCACCAGCCCCACUCCGCCCUUCAGCACCCCUCUCUGUCGCUGGACCCCUGCCUGCGUACGGAGCCCCUCAGCCACCACCCCUUCUCCAUCUCCCAGCUCAUGGGCAUGGAGCGGGGGGACCUGCUGCCCUACGAUUCCUCCAUGGGAUUUUCCAACUAUUACGGCCCAGCCUCCUCCUACCACCACGGCCAUCAUCACCCCGCCCCUCGGGACGGGACGGCUUUCGGAGGGGACUCCAUGUACCCCAGCAUGUGCUCUGUUCCCAUUAUGAGCUCGUCGUGAGGAGAGCGCGAGACAGUGAGAGCAGCACUGAGAA
Molecule: messenger RNA, 1216 nt
Organism: Anguilla anguilla (European eel)
Lineage: Eukaryota; Metazoa; Chordata; Actinopteri; Anguilliformes; Anguillidae
Gene: foxa
Product: forkhead box A sequence
Exons: 2
Coding region: 1-1182 (393 amino acids)
Biological process (GO): regulation of transcription by RNA polymerase II; anatomical structure morphogenesis; cell differentiation
Molecular function (GO): RNA polymerase II cis-regulatory region sequence-specific DNA binding; DNA-binding transcription factor activity, RNA polymerase II-specific
Source: RefSeq, a predicted model, not a curated record